Molecule: messenger RNA, 6720 nt
Organism: Podarcis muralis (Common wall lizard)
Lineage: Eukaryota; Metazoa; Chordata; Lepidosauria; Squamata; Lacertidae
Gene: RUNX2
Product: RUNX family transcription factor 2
Biological process (GO): chondrocyte differentiation; regulation of cell differentiation; ossification
Cellular component (GO): nucleus
Molecular function (GO): DNA-binding transcription factor activity, RNA polymerase II-specific; ATP binding; RNA polymerase II cis-regulatory region sequence-specific DNA binding
Source: RefSeq, a predicted model, not a curated record
UAUCUGCCCCCCCCCGCCCUGCCACUUGUUUGUUAAGGCGCCCUCCCUGCGCCCCGGCCAGGCCCCCCCCCCGGCUCGUCCUGCCGGGAGUCGGAAGUUGGAAGUCGAGGAAGCCUCGCUCCCUCCCGGCCGCUGUCUGCACUCGCUGCCCGGCGCGGGAUUGUUUUGACUGCUGCGUCUCCGCACCCGGAGAGCGCGCGGCUUCCGCGGACCGAGCGAGGACGCUUUUCGCCGCAGAGCCGGGUCCCCCCCGCCCCCCCCCCGUGGCAGAAGCGACAAAACAACCAGUAACCGGGAAACGCGAGCAGCUCUGGCAUCUUGAGCCUGAUCCGGCCGGAGGGGGGCCGGCGGGGGAAGACCUCCCGGGAGGGGAGCGAGCCUGUCCCGCCGAGGUGCCCCCCCCCGCCCCGGGCGCGCAGGGCGAUCCACUCGCCGCCCGACAGCUCCUUCCCCUCCUCGCCGAGAGACCCCGAUCACACCCCCCUGCCCACCCCCGCCCCGCCGAGGAAGAAAUAAAGCGGCAGCGGCGGGCGGCGCGGGGGGGGGGCACAAACGUGUAGCAAUCGCCGAAGAGGCGGGUGCCAGAGGUGGCCGAGCGAGCAGAGAGACUUGGAGCGCCGCGAGGAAGCGAGAGACUCGCCACUGCCGGGAGCCUCGGCGCUCGGAGCGCAGCCCGGGACCCCCCGCCCCGCCGCCAGGGUCUCCCCGGCAGCGCAGCAGCCCUUCUCCGCCCUCGCCGCCCGGCUUCCCCCGUCCCCUCCCGCCUCGCUGGCCCCGGCCGGCUCUCCUCCCGCUCUCCUCCGUCCCAGUCCCGCUCCGACGCCGCCUCGACGGACCAGCGCCCCCUCCCCGAGCCCCCUGCCAAACGCGCUAACUUGUGGCUGUUGUGAUGCGUAUUCCCGUAGAUCCCAGCACCAGCCGGAGGUUCAGCCCGCCUUCCAGCAGCCUGCAGCCCGGCAAGAUGAGCGACGUGAGCCCCGUGGUGGUGGCGGCGGCGGCCGCCCAGCAGCAGCAGCAGCACCCGCAGCAGCAGCACCAGGAGGCGGCGGCGGUGCCCCGGCUGCGCCCGCACGACAACCGCACCAUGGUGGAGAUCAUCGCCGACCACCCGGCCGAGCUGGUGCGCACCGACAGCCCCAACUUCCUGUGCUCCGUGCUGCCCUCGCACUGGCGCUGCAACAAGACGCUCCCGGUGGCGUUCAAGGUGGUGGCUUUAGGAGAAGUCCCUGAUGGCACAGUGGUCACAGUCAUGGCUGGGAAUGAUGAAAAUUAUUCUGCAGAGCUGAGGAAUGCGUCUGCCGUAAUGAAGAAUCAAGUGGCACGCUUUAAUGACCUGAGAUUCGUUGGCAGAAGCGGAAGAGGGAAGAGUUUUACCUUGACAAUAACAGUCCUUACAAAUCCCCCCCAAGUGGCUACGUACCACAGAGCUAUCAAGGUGACAGUGGAUGGACCCAGAGAACCAAGGAGGCACAGACAGAAGCUUGAUGACUCUAAACCUAGUUUGUUCUCUGAGCGCCUCAGUGAUUUAGGGCGCAUUCCUCAUCCCAGUAUGAGAGUAGGGGUCCCGACUCAGAGCCCACGGCCCUCUCUGAACUCUGCACCAAGCCCUUUUAAUCCACAAGGACAGAGUCAGAUUACAGACCCCAGACAAGCACAGUCAUCCCCUCCAUGGUCCUAUGACCAGUCUUACCCUUCCUACUUGAGCCAGAUGACUUCACCCUCCAUUCAUUCCACAACCCCCCUGUCCUCCUCAAGAGGCACGGGGCUUCCAGCCAUCACCGAUGUGCCCAGGCGGCUCUCAGGUGCUUCCGAGCUGGGCCCAUUUUCAGAUCCCAGGCAGUUUGCCAGCCUUUCAUCCCUCACUGAGAGCCGCUUCUCCAACCCGCGAAUGCACUAUCCAGGCACCUUCACUUAUGCGCCGCCAGUCACCUCAGGCAUGUCAUUGGGUAUGUCAUCCACAACUCAUUACCACACCUACUUGCCACCACCUUACCCAGGCUCCUCCCAAAAUCAAAGUGGACCAUUCCAGACCAGCAGCACUCCCUAUCUCUACUACGGCACAUCGUCAGGAUCAUACCAGUUCCCCAUGGUGCCAGGAGGAGAUCGCUCCCCCUCCAGAAUGCUGCCUCCCUGUACCACCACCUCCAACGGCGGCAGCGCACUCUUAAACCCUAACUUGCCUAACCAGAAUGAGGGUGUGGAGGCUGAUGGAAGCCACAGCAGUUCCCCCACAGUCUUGAAUUCUAGUGGCAGAAUGGAUGAAUCCGUUUGGAGGCCAUACUGAAAGUUUAUUGCACGGCCUAAAGUCAGUGAGCCAAAAAGAAAGAAAGAAAGAAAGUCAGCUAAUUAUAAAGUGCCUGUUUUUCCCCCCCUUUUCCUUUGAAUAGAUUCUCUUGAUAUGUACAACUGUGUAGCUGGGAUGUUAUAACAGCUUAGUACAUGCAUACAACGUUAGAAUGACCUUUCAGCAUCAUAGUUCCAAUCAAUGUAGAUCAAAGCACAUUUUACUCUCCUCUUGGAAACAUUUGUCUGAGUUUUAUAUAUUAAAAAAUAUUGACUGCAGUGCAGAAAGAUGCCCAUAUCUAGACUCUUGUAAAACAUUUUUAAAAAUAAUAAUUAGUGAGUUAUUUUGCCAAGAGGGAAGAAAUGGACUCCUGCCAAUUUUCAAGACAAAGCCCGUGCUUUUUUCUUUUUUGGAACAAACAAAAACAAUUCAGGUACAGUUGCAACCAUACAAUAUGCAGGGCCCCUAUGCAUGCACAGUGCUUAUCACUACUUGUGUUUGUGCUCCUAUUUAUACCAAAAUAUCUUCUGAUUACAGUAGCUCUUCAACCAUAUUAUCAAAGCCUUGCAGCAGAUGAAAGAACUUUUAAGAUGCAUGGCUUAUUUUGUACUGAAAGAGCAGCCGACAAGGUACUAAGGCAGCCUUGUUUACUUUGUGCUAUUCAUUUAUGUGAUUUUUUUUUUGGCCUUAGAUCAGUUAACCAAAAUAUAUAUAUAUUGGGGGAGACCCCCUAAAAUAAAAUGAAAUCUAAUUUCUUAUGCAAGAAGCAAAAGAUAAUGGCAAUAUAUCUUACUCAAACCAAAACAGUUUAGGUAGUAUGUGUGUCUGGCUAUCUUGUUUUAUUUUAUUAAGUUAUAAAUAUGUAAAAAUUGAGGUUAUUUGCAAAAAAAUGAAUUGUCAUAUAAUUUUAAAGAAAUAUUUAUAAUUAUUUAAUGAUAUUUGAUCCCUUUAAAGUUUUCUUAAUGUAAUGAUAUGAUGACUUAGGUCUCUAAAAAUGUUUGUUUUUUAAAAAAUACUGACAGACUUUUAGCGGUACAAAAUCUCAAGGCUAUGCCUGAACUCUGAAAGGCAGUUCCAAUAUAAACCAGCUGCAAUGUGAUUUUUUUUAUAUAAAAAAAUGCUUCCAUCUCAAAGAAACUUUGAUAUAGGACAUUGUUUUAAUUUAUGAAGGAAAUACUGUUUUAAAUGUUAUUGGUUAUUUGGUUGCCUUUUGCCUUUUUAAUCUGUCAGAAAUGAACUGGAAAGAGAAGCAGAAUGAGUGAAAAGCAUUUCUCAAAAUUGAAUGGGUGGGGACCAAAGUCCUAUGCGCCGUGUGUGGCGCUCUCAUGUGCAAGGUCUUUGUCUCCACUCUCCCUGCUGCAGCCCCUCCCCAAGGCUGGGGGUUGUUUUGUGAGGGCUGCUGCCAGAUGUCUUACUCCUGUACUCCGGCCUUAGAUCCCAGGCAACGCAUUCUGGAUAAAAUCCCAAAUGAAAUGCCAGCAAAAUUAAUGACCAAUCUUAUGGGUCUUAUCUAGUAUCAAAUACUAGUUAUGAUGCAUAUACUGUAUAUCAAUUGAUAUUUUAACCAUCAGGUUACAAAAGAAUAAGCACAAAUGAACCACUGCAAAGCAGAUCUAAAUUCAGCAGGACCAGCUUGCAUCAAUAUUUGAUUGUUCAAACGUGAAUAUGGAUAAUGAAAGUCCUCUUAAGGCCAUGUUCCCAUUUACACCUGGGACUCAUCAUCCAUCCAUCACUUCCAAACUCUUUUUUUGCCAGAAUGACAAGCAGGAUUAGCUACUUGACAAGUGCCUGAGAUCCAACACAUUCUGAAGUGUUUGGAGAAUUCUUAUUUAAACUUCAGAGGACAGUAAGCUCAUUGGGCACCUUGAUUGGGACUCGAUUCCAGAAACUGAUUUAUGCACAUGCUUAAUUGAAGCAGGAUGUGGGACUGUGGAUGAAGCAGAGCCAUUUGCGGCUUGACUCCUUUAAAAGGAAGUGCCAGCUUUCCAGAAUGCAUUGUCUCUCUAGCCUUUUCCAUGCUUUCAUUUGCACUGCUUUUAGCCUCAACUGCAUUCAGCAAACAUAAUUUUCUUUGGACUGCAGUGCUGCUGAAACUAAUGAUAAGUAUGGGCUACGUUUUGGCCAACCCAACAAUAAGAAAUGGUGAAAUACUUAUGCAAGGUCGUAAUAUAAUUGGACAGUACCAGACUCAUCAUCUGCUGAUUGCUAAGGCAGCCCAUUAGAGAGACUCCACAUUCCCCUGGAUUAUUCCUGAAAAUUUGGUAUGAAUCAUUUGCUAUUUAGAAAAAAAUAAUACUUACCUUCUAAAGGUUAUACAUCAAGUACCCUUUUUGUCAGUUAGAGACACUUUCCUGAUGUGUACUUUUCCUUCAAAGACGGGAGCUAUUAUUGAUCCUAUUUAUUAUUUGUGGUAGCUUGAAGCAUACCCUUGUCAAUUUAUUUGUAUCUGUAAGAUAAGUUUGUUCAUUUCAGCAGCACUUAAAAGAGCCAGUGUCUGGUUACACAUUUCAAGUUUUGUGGGUUUCUGGUUGUCAUUUAUUAAACCAGAAAAAGAAAAGAAAAUGAACUUCCAGUGCAAAAGCUGUUGUAUAUUUAAUAAAGGUACUAUAUUUGUACAUUAUUUUUAUUGCUGAAAGGGGGCUUUUUUAAAGAUUUACUAUAUGCAUCUUAAGUAAUUUUGUAGGGAUAUUUUUGUGUUGUUACAGGGGCUGCAGGCAGCAACCCAAAGACAUUUUAAAAGCAAGAAAGCAAGAAAGAUGUUCUUGUACAAUUAAAAUACUGAUUUAUAUUCCUGGAUUUAAUCCAGCACAGAUCAUUUUCCUGCUUUGUUCUGUACCUACAGUAAUAUUUCUGUAUCAUCACGUUUUAAAACUGGAUCAUUUGGGAUUGAAACUCCAAGUCACUCAGGUGUGCAGUUAUGUUUGUCCCAAAAUAUGCCCAUUUCACGCCCUGUGAUUAUGACUGCACAGAAAAAAACGGUUCAUUUUACAAGUCUGAAUUAAUUAUAAUUGAAGGGGUGGCAGCAGAAAAUAUUCACAAGCACCUUUGAUAAGCACAAGGCCCUUCUCUGUGGUCCCUCACAUUUUAAUUUAGUAUGCUUUUCUUUUUUUAGACCUAAGCUCUCAGCAGGGAACUUCGUAUUCAGUCUUGGAUGGUACCUGAUUCCUUGAUGACACAAUAUAAAUAAGAAAACAAAUAAAUAAGUUCAAAAUGAUCUUUGCUCCUAACUCUGCAUUUGUUUUGAACUGGCAAUUAUUCAUGUAUAUCACACAUUUUAAUAUCUCACCCCCCCACCCCCCAAAACCCCUCCUGCAAAUUGCAUUCUCUUGUGAUUCAGGAUGGGAAUGUGUGACGAUUCAUAACAUGGGAUCCUUUGGGCUGUGUUUAGUAUCUCAAGGAUGGGAGUUACUUCUUUGAGAAGUGGAAAUGGUGGUCCAGUUUGUGGAGUCCAUUGUAUUAAACUGCUUGUGCAAAGCUUUUUCAAAGAGUAUACCAAAGAUAAAUAAAGAAUUUAAUUCCAAACUCCUUCCUUAGAUGAGGCUGAUCGAAGGGUUGGGAUUAGAUCUCAUAAUCUGCAUUGAGUGAAGUUGGAGUUACUUCAGUGUAAGUGUGUGUCGGAUUGCAACCAAAGUUACUUGGGCACCAGCACCUUAGAGCCCUUAGAAAUGGUGCAGGUGCCCCAUUUAUUUCUGCCCUGCCCAGAGCAUGGAUUUCCUGGUCCUCCUCGCCCACUCUGCCUCCCCACGCUUUGUUCCAGAGGGGACUCUUUUGCACUGUCUAGUUUACCGGAAUACUGCUCCAUCUUUUUGUUGGGGCCUGCCAUUUGAGUCCUGGUGAAGUAAUUGAUCAGGAAUCACAGAAAAGCCAUGAACAAAAGCAAUAAUUUAAACCUAUACAAGUAAUGUGGAAAGAUAAAAGAAAACCAAGUUUUCUAAUAUCUUAAAAGUCUGAGAUACAUUUCAUUUCAGCAUGUUCUACCUGACAUUUUGCCUGUUUACAUUUAAUUACUUGCUUUAUUUUUGUUGCAAUUCUUUUAAACAAAACAGCCGGAGACCAUAUCUUUACGGUAAUUUUUGUUUCAUAGGUACACUAAGCAACAUUCCACAUUAUUUUUACUUAAAUAUGUUUUACCAGUCUUGAAUUUCUGCUGGAACAAAAUGAUAUUUGUAGCAUUUCCUGUAAAUACAAGCUUUAAUUUCUUUCAUUUUUUUCUCCAAUUGCUGUUGCCCAAGAUUUGCUUUUUAUGCACAUAUUGUACAAACACAUUCUUCUUUGUGCUGCAGACAGCGAUUGUGGAAGGGUUUACUUUAUCUUCAAAGGGAUUAUUUGUAUUGUAUGUUGCAACUGUAAAUUGAAUUUGUUUGGCAUUCUCUCAUGAUUGUAAUAUUAAUUUUGAGGUUUGAAUCUCAUUUUCAAUAAAAUGGCUUUUUUGUUAA